UGCACUACAUCAUGAAUACCAGCACACCUCCGCGAGAAUGCGCAGACGUCAGCGGUGAGUUUUAGUUUUGCAAUUUGAAAACAAAUGCCAUGUGCGUACUACAAUGGACACUCCUACUUCUCCGAAAUCUGUCACAUUUUCUCCUGUUUCAGAUCGCAGCGCUACCAGCUCUGCCAAGGGCAACUUGACCGGUAUCGCCCGAAAGAUAAAAGACAGCUGCGCUGACAUUUACAACUUGUCGCAGAGAUGGGACACCCUCCGAGCCAACGGAGCCGUACUGCUGAAUAGGAUAGCCGGCGCGAAGCUGAAAAGCCUGCAGGCUAAGGAGGAUGAAGCUUCAGAUGAAACAGAAGCCAGUGAUGAGAAGCUCUUGGAGCUUUGUUCCUUACUUUUUGACGUGUGGACUGAGAUGGAGCAGCAAGUCACCAAGAUGACUGCGAUUGUCAACAACUUGUCAGCUGUGGUGGACCUCCACAACACCUCAUCUUCAUUGCGCGUCGACGAAAUUCCCUUCACUACGUGGCCAGUCGAACGUUUCUAUAAUACGGCCUGUGAGAUUGCUGUAGCAUUCGCAAAGGAAUUGGGAAUUAAAAAAUGCAUCGUGGAAGAGGUCGCCAUGCAGGGUGAUGAGAAGACCUUGUCGUUUUAUGUGACAGCGUGGACUUACCAGGCCUACAUAGACGCGGAAACUGAAUUGUCCCUCGAAGCACUGGUGCGUGAAGUUGGCCUCAAGUGAACGCACCUCACGCGCGGGUGUUUGUGACCUGUGAGCAUGUUUACUUUGAGAAAUCACUGCGAUGGUAGACUUUUAUCAGCGGCGGCAUUAUUUGGAGUCGACAUUAUCGCCUUGCCGAUAAAUUCCCGUGGCUACAAAGAGAAAACUACAGAGGCGGAGUACUUUCACGAUGCCUUACUGCGCCAAAUAGUCCGACAGCGCUUUCUGUUUUGGUUUGUUAGAGCAAACACUGAAUCAGCAUAGCUUGUGACUUGCACCCGAUUCACAUUUGCAAGAAUGUGAAAGAGUAAAUGAAAACAAAAAUUGAAAUAUAACACCAAGUAGUGCAUCUUGCGUGUUAUUUUAGUACAAGAAAGGGAAAAAUUGUACAUAGAUAUCCUCUUAUACAUACUUCUAUGUAGCAUUAAAGUACAUACUUUGUAGCUUCGUGCUACAUUCAUGUGGAUAAAAUUUUUUUUCCUUCCUGCCCCUUGCGGGAUCCCACAGAACUGAUUUGCCAUAUUUUAAUACAACUGCUGCAGUAAAUAAGAUUUAUAUGUCUUCUGUUCUCCAUAUUAAACUCGGAUGAGACUGUG
Messenger RNA from Dermacentor andersoni, 1311 nucleotides. Its product is annotated as cyclin-dependent kinase 2-interacting protein-like. Lineage: Eukaryota; Metazoa; Arthropoda; Arachnida; Ixodida; Ixodidae. The record is from RefSeq and is a predicted model, not a curated record.